CAAUGUGUCAAAAAAACGAAGGAAAGAAAUCAAAACAACAGAUUUAUUUAUUUAUUAAUUUAAACUAACAUUUAAUUCAUAGCAAUGGCUACUUACGACAAUAAACACUGGCUGCUCACAAACAUAAGAAACUCCUUCAUAUCGACAGACGACACGGGAAUGUGUGAAAUUGUUAUGUCCGGAGAGAAUUAUCCCAAACUUUUCUACAACAAAGCCAUGGAGGAGAAGACCCGAAUGCAGAGCUCGUCCCCGAACAAGUCUAAAGAGGUGGAUGCGGAGGCGGAGGAGCGCGGGCUGCGGGAGAUCGUCACCGAGUUCGACCCCUAUCUGGACCUGGAGGAGAGUGAUGAUGAGGUGGACGGCAGCUACAUCCGAUAUGAGGACUUCGGCCCACAUAGAUACUUCGGCAGACAAAGAUCCAACACAGCACAGUGGCUAGAUAAAAAAGAACAAGCUCUAAAGAAGGCUGCCAAAAUAAAAGUUGUAAAAUGGGAGACCCCUGCUGCUGCUUUAAGCAGUGAGGAGAAGGCUGAAAUUUUCACUAAGAAUGAGGUGAAACCUUCUUCUAAUGUUAAAAAGAAGUCACUACUGGCCGACCAGCUGGAGAAAUGUCCACAUUUACCUCAUCGCCAGUACUUGGAGUAUGCCAAAUAUGAUGGAACAGCGCAAUUGGGGCAACAAACUAAAACAUUUAAGAUCUUCAUGACAAUGCUGUCUGACAAGCACCAGAAUUAUCCCGUGGUUGUGUGCAUCAUAGCUAAUGCCAAAAUACAAGACUUGAUUGGCUUCACAUGCUACAAAUAUAGCAUUGAACACCCAGAAAUAUCCCUAGGCUCAGCUCAAGGCUAUGGACUCUGCAUAGCUGAAGAUGACGGUGAAGUGGAUUGGACAUUUCCAUGCCUGGAUGCUGAUGAACCAUGCUCCAAGUUUGGGUUCACAUGUCUUGGUCUUGUUGAGUUAAAGAACCUUGUGCGGCAUACACCGCUGCCCCUGCCCGAGACUGGAGGCUUCAGUGGUGCCUUCCCAAUGUUCACUAACAAAGAUGAGUCGGGACAGAGCAAUCCGGACAACCAGAGGCAACAUAGCCAGACUUCUGAUGCUGUGCUUUAUGCUAUACAAGCUGUAAAUGAAGACAAGAAAGGCCACAGCCGCGACAAGGACACGGCCUCGCACAUGAUGGCGACGGACGCGCCGCAGUACCGCGCCUACCGCGUGCAACUGCUGCACCGCGUGCGCGCCAACACGCCCGUCAGCCUGGCGGUCACAUUGGACCGGAUUGAGGUCGAGCCGCUUAUUAGUGGCUCACACAAUAUCUUUUCUCGCAAGAAGUUCUUCCUGCACAGCAUCGACUCGGUGGCGUGGUGCCAGGUGCUGGACGCGCGCUCCUCCAAGGCCACCUUCCGGCUCGUCUACUCGCGCAACGGAACCACCUCCUAUGAUCAUAACGUGUCAGAUCAAAGCGGUUUCUUCCACCCGAACUCGGCGUUCAAGCACCACGACUUCGAGUGCGACCUCGACACGGCACGGGAGAUCGUGGACAAGGUGAACAGGAUCCUCGACCUGCGGAACAGCCCUUGUCGCCGCGAGUACAAAACGGCUAAGGAAAAGAAAUUACAGACCAGGCGAAGCUUUCAACAUCCGAAACAUUUGAGCUAAAUUAAGGUUAAAUUGUAAGCGAAAUUUGUGAUUAUAUUUUUCAUGAUUAUUGUUUUGUGGUAAUUCGCUGAAAUACUAUUGAAUACGUUAUUGAUACUGUUUGUAUUAUGUAACAUUAAUUAAGCUUUAACUGUUAAUAAGUAUUGUCUAUUUGAAAUAACUUCAGGAUUACCCAUACCGUGUAGCGUUUUAAUGAAUGAAAUGUUUUUUUUAUAUAAAUGUUUUCCUAAUUCCCUAAUUGAAUAAUUUAUUUAAAUAAUGAAUACUUACCUUGAAAAUAUUUAAUUCAAAUACAAUAAAAU
Messenger RNA from Plutella xylostella (diamondback moth), 1958 nucleotides. It is a transcript of the gene Sin1, whose product is annotated as SAPK-interacting protein 1. Gene Ontology annotation, biological process: TORC2 signaling. The record is from RefSeq and is a predicted model, not a curated record. Gene Ontology annotation, cellular component: TORC2 complex; cytoplasm; plasma membrane. Gene Ontology annotation, molecular function: phosphatidylinositol-4,5-bisphosphate binding. Lineage: Eukaryota; Metazoa; Arthropoda; Insecta; Lepidoptera; Plutellidae.